Dovyalis caffra is the source of this 348-nucleotide messenger RNA. Lineage: Eukaryota; Viridiplantae; Streptophyta; Magnoliopsida; Malpighiales; Salicaceae. The record is from the annotation of a GenBank genome assembly.
AUGGACCCUAAAUCAUUCUUGAGCAACAGCGGCGCGAGCGUGACCGAGGUGACUGAAAUCAUAAGCGGUGACACCACAAACGUACAUGGAAACCUUUCCAGGAAUUUGGGGCUUGAAUACCUCUUUUUGUUGGGUCAUGGAAUUGUACAGUUUAAGCUGUUCGUUGUUUGCCAUUUCGAUCUGCGCCUCGACAAGGACGAUGAGGAGAAAUUAGGGAUAAAUGCCAUCUAUAGAGAGGCUGAAGAUGGUGAAAAAGAAUGUAAUGGUAAUAUUAUUAGAACCAAAUUCCUUGGAAUACACCCGCAAACGCAAAGAUUAAAAAAUUUAGCUAGACGCACUAACACUUGA